This is a messenger RNA of Pararge aegeria (speckled wood butterfly), 2309 nucleotides long. RefSeq lists its product as uncharacterized. NCBI's taxonomy places the organism in Eukaryota, Metazoa, Arthropoda, Insecta, Lepidoptera, Nymphalidae. The record is from RefSeq and is a predicted model, not a curated record. Bases 1 to 1482 code for a protein of 493 amino acids. The transcript is spliced from 12 exons.
AUGAAUAAUGUGUUCUUGUUUCUCACGGUAAUUGCAUUAGGAAGUGCCAAAGGAAACUAUGAUACACCAAAUCAAAAAGAUCGUCAAUUUAACAGCAAUGCAAUAAUACGGCAGCUUUUCGAAAUGCUUAAAUUUUUCAUAAAAAAUGGUUCCCCUGAAAAAGACUUACCGGUUCUGGACCCUUCGCAUUUAAAUUAUUUAGAAGUAGAGUUUUCUUCGCCGGCGAAUAUUUUAAGUUUACACGCUGCAUUUGCUAACGUAGUUUUGAGUGGGCUUGGAGAUUACCAACUCCUAAGAACAGAGUUUAUAAGGGAAGAAAUUGCGUCUGAAUUAUGUUUAAGUUUUCCGGACAUCGUAUUUAAAGCAGGACAUUAUGAAAUGCAGGGCGGUUUCUACGAAUCUGUACCUAUAACUGGAAUGGGUAGAUUUGAAUUCGACAUUCGUAAUUUAACAUUUUGCGGCAAAACUUUCUUAAGGCAGUCGGAUGACGAAAAGUCAAUAUUAAUAAAAAAAAUCACAAAUCCUAGCUUCAGCAUAGAUCGAAUUAAAUCACAGAUAGAGUUCGACGGGACCAUAGACGACAUCGUCAACGCAAUGAUCAACGAGCUGCUAGCUGACUACCUCACCCGAUUCAACAGAUUAAUUGCUAAAAACUACGUUGAUACAGUAAUUGUCAAAUUAAAUCCAUUUUUAAAUAGAUUUGAAUCAAUGCGAUUGCUAUUGACGCUUGUGUUAUGUGGGAUUGUAGCGGCCGCUCCGAAUUCUGAAAAACGUGAUCUUAUUGUUGAUGAAUCUCCACAAGACUUUACAGUGCAAAAUCGCAACGUACUAGUAAACAUUUUGAUACGCCAGUUCUUUACUUUCCUCCGCAAUGUCAUCAAUAAUGGAUUCGAUAUCCUCAAUAUCCCACCACUGGAUCCGCUGAAAUUGGAUCAUUUUCACCUGGUCGUACCGGCUGGACUUAUAAACCUUGACUUGGAGCUUAAGGAUGCGUUAGUGGCUGGUAUUGGUGGAUUUGUCGUACACAAAAGUGAUUUGCAACUGUCAGAUCUGUCAUUUGAUAUCGACAUCUCAGUUCCUCGGCUGGACAUUAGUACUGACCAAUACGACCUCGCUGGUGACAUCUUAACUGCUAUACCUAUUUAUGGAAACGGUAAGGCAGAGUUUGUGGUUGAAGGAUUCAGAUUUAAAGCAAAACUGUUCUUGAAACAAUCGGACGAUGAAAAAUCUGUGAUUAUCGACAGGAUAGAAGGUGCAACUUUCGAUCUUCCUUCUCUUAAGUCCAACAUAUGUGGAGUCAUAGGGGGAGGAGACAUCGACGCCAUCGUCAACGCGAUUGUGGAGGAAGUGUUGGUAGAUUACGCGAUUCGGUUCCGCGGUGCUAUCUCCAAGCUCGCCGUCCGCGCCGUCAUCGCUGUCGGAAAUCCUAUCCUGGAACAGCUCGACACUUGGCGAUUCAUCGAACCUUUAUUGCCUAGCUAAAUAAAGAACUUCAGCAAUAAACACUAUGGCUUCACGGCAUUCCACCUUGUGCAAAGCCACGCGUGUUAAGUAAAGUCUUAUAAUCUAAAGAACCUAAUCCAAACGUGCAGUUGGGUUUGGUAAAUUGUGUUUCUCAGAGUAGAAAGUUAACCUAACCACUAAAUUUUUAUUUUACAACACAUGUGGGUUCGCGUUGUAAGUAUAGUGCUAUUUUGUGAACAUAUCGAGCCUUUACCGCUAUUACAGCCGUAAAGAUCGAUAUCAUGUACCCGUAACAUUACUUUUUAUAUAUUAAUGUAUUAAAAUAAUUAUAAGACUUUUUAAAGAUUUAUUUGCAGGCAAGAUACAUUUUUCUAUAGGCAAGUUGGUAUUUUAUUUUCCUAUCUUUAUUUUAAGCGAACCCAAACUUGUUGUGGCAAGGGAAUCGUGAUUUCAGCCAUUCAUAUUUUAAAAAAAUAUUUGAUUAGGUCUCUAGAUGUUAGCGGGCUGAACUUUUAGGGGUAUAGCAGUAAUAUUACAACCAAAACCCCGGGUAACCUACCCGGGGUUUUGGUUUACGCGGCAUCGUACCGGAACGCUAAAUCACUUGAUCGGGUGCUUGUUUAUAAUGGUAGUACCUACCUACUUUUACGACAUUUUACUAUUCACAAUUCUGGCCUGCUUACUUAAAUGACGUACCUACCUAAUAAAUUAACAGAAGGAAAUAUAUUAAGUACAACAUAGGUAUCACAAUUUUUAAUAGGUAGAUAAGUAGGUUGGUCCAAUGCUGUACACAAUUUUUUCAUUACUAGUUAUUAGGUAUGAAGCAUAUUUUUAAAUAAAAUAAG